Danio rerio (zebrafish) is the source of this 7816-nucleotide messenger RNA. NCBI's taxonomy places the organism in Eukaryota, Metazoa, Chordata, Actinopteri, Cypriniformes, Danionidae. The record is from RefSeq and is a predicted model, not a curated record.
GUCUCGAGGACGGGAUGAGAUGAGGAGAUGAGAGGGAAGAGGAGGAGGAGGGCUGAAUGACGGAGCGAUAGACAGGAGAAAACAGGAGAAUAACGGCGUAUUAUUAUUUCAGAGUCAUGGAUUGUGCGAUGGAAUAAGGAUCGGAAUCAACAAGAAUGCGUCAUUAAUAUCCUUCCGCAAAUUAGACAUUAAUUAUAUCCAGGAUGUGAUCCCCAAAUGUUUACAAACUUUUAAGACAAGCAUCAACCUAAAAAUCAGGACUUAAAAGCUAUUCCACCAUGCACCCCUCCUCUCGUCCCUCUGUGCCCCCACGUACCCGCAGGUUUGACAAUAGGCGCACAGAGCCAAAACCAAGUCAAGGGGCCAAGAGGGAGGACAAAAAUAUGAACACAGGAUCUUCAUCCCCUCGUCGUGGCACUCGAGGACCACCCGAGUCUUCCAGGUUAAAAGGCCCUGGUCAAGGUGCAAGGGCCCCAGUGGUUCAGUCCAAACUGACUCGGCCAGUGAGGAAUGGUGCUCACGCAAUACCAGCAGUCUCAAAACCAAAAAGUGGGCGCGCUGUAUCAAACCUAGCCCCAGCUGUGGACCCAAAUUGCAAUGAGCCCAGCCUUCCUUGUCUGUGCUGUGAUGGCCAUUCACCUCAGGAUAGCAACAGCCUUUUUAAUCACAACCAUAACAACAAUAACACUGUAAACAUCAGGCAACAAAUGAAGAUACCGCCACCAUCUCCUCCGAAUGAGUUGCCUUUUCCAAAACAAGAAACUGAAGACGAUAAGUGUGAGCCAGAAGUAAAACAACCUGAUGACUUACCUUUCCCAGUGGAGGAGAAAGAGGAGGAAAAUGGUAAUGUGGAUAAAAAAGAGGGCGAUGACCUCAAAAAUGAUGACUGCAGUGUAAACGUGAUUGGCAAUGUUGAUGUGAAUGGCAAUGGCAAUUGUGAUGGGGAUGAUGAUGAAGAUGACGAUGAAGAUGAUGAUGAUACUCUUGUUCCUUCUUGCUGCAAUUGCCCAGAAUCCAUGCUGGACUUCUCUCUCACAUCUUCUACCUCAUCUUCUUCCACGUCCAUUAGUAGCUGCUCAGAUCUGGAGUGUGACUGCCCUGAUACAUUUUCAUUGUCAUCCCAGGACCAAGAAGGCCCAGAAUGUUAUCCAUCUUCUUGUUCCCCACUCUCCAGCUGUCCUUCCUUUCAGUCCAAUGCCAUACCAUUGGAUCUCAACCUUUCUGCAAGAUCACCUUGCUCUUCUGAUGAAGGCUAUCCAUCAGCACCUUGCUCUCCUUCUGACUACACAGAGGGCAAGUUUUCAGAAGAAGAAAAAUGUAUUAAAGUGGAUCUUCUCCAUUUUUUAGACUCCAUAGAAGAGUUGGGUAAAAUGGAUUUGUUCUACCGCAUUGUUAGGCUGGCACAUUGGCAACUUGAUGGAGAACUGAUUCUCAGAGAUAGGUUGGACCACCAGCAGAAGCUUCAAAGGGUCAACAAAGAAGUGAAGUUGGCUUAUUUUGUGAAACUUCAAGAAGAAGGGUUCAACUUUGGCGAUGAGGAUAUCACUGGAGUUUUGGACGAAAUGGGCAACAUUGACAUUCCAUGGAAGUUAUAUAAAAGCAACAAAUCAAGUGACUCCCAGGAAUUUUCUGAUGCUGGGGUGGAUCUGACAGCUCCUUCUGACCUUGAUGAAACUGCUUCCUCUGAUUCACUUGCUCCAUCACCAUUAGAGCCUCCUCCCCGUCCCCCAAAGCCUCCAACAAGGCAUGUGAGUGUUCAGCAGGGAUCACACACUUAUGAGAACAUCAGUGGGCAUACCUUCUCAGCCCCAUCCACCAAUAAUGCUACUUCUUUCUCCACAAGUGUCCCUGUUCCUUCCAUGGCAUCUACAUCCCCAGCCUUGAAACCUCCUGCCCUUCCGCCUCCACCAUCACAGCCUGUGCCCUACUUCUCUCUUAAUUCAGACAGACCUGCUCACUCCUCCCCCACACCACCCAUCCCUCCACCAAGAAGACGUCAUAAAGCCCGACUAGAGGCUCAAAGACUUGCUGAACUUGAAAAAGAAAAGACUCCUCUAUCCCUUCCACCUCCAACGUCAAGACCUCCUCCGUUGCCACCACCACCUGCUAUGUCCUCUCCCCCAGCUAUCCCACCUCCACCAUCAAUCCCACCGCCUCCAUCUUUUCAUGCUCUGGAUGUGGAAAUCCGAAAGUUGCUUGCACUAGCAGGACUCACCCAAGCUGAAUUGCUUAAACUUAGUCCUGAAUUGGGUGUUUGUGUAGACGUAGUUGUGGAUAAUGAACAGCAUCCAAUGUCUGAUGUCUCACAAAUUGGAGAAAUCAGUGCAAACAGAGCACACAAGGAAGACAGUAUGGAUAAGCGGUUACAUUGCAGAUUGAGGGAAGAAACCAGAUUUGGGAAAGAUAUACAGAAGGUAGAAACUCUAAGUGAAAACGAGAUUUCUAAAGACGGGCAGAAAGAAGCUUACAGGACAACAUCCUUCACAGAAAUGGCAAGACGACGAAAGAGAAAUAGUGGAAACUGUAACCAAAACUGCAACUGUGGUUUUGGAUCUCCCAACUUGUAUUACAGCACUGAUCUUAGCAAUACAAGCAUCCCAAAUGUUAGCUUUGGAAGUUUUGAUUAUACUUCAGUGAUUUCAGACACCCCACCUCCUCCACCUCCACGACCAUUACCCCCUUGCCCACCAGUUAUUUCCAAUCCUCCUGAACUUCCCCAUCUCAAGCCAUGCACUCUACCUGCCAAUGCAUCACGACCUGAUCGAUUUGAUUGGCUGAUAGCCUUUACCCCAGAUAUUGAGCCACCACCUACUGAUAUGCGAAAACCAUCCAAUGAUGGCAUGUUGCCAAAAGGCUCAAUUUCAGGCCCAAAAGUCACCACUUUUAAAGAAUUACGCAAUAGAAGCAAACAGAGCUCCCCACCAGCUCCUGUUCAACCAGAACCUGAUCCAACAGUCAUCACUCCAGACCCUGAUUUCUUGUACAACCUCAAAUGGAGAAGAGAGAAGACAGAUGGAGAUGGCUGGGAAUAUACUUCCCAAGCACAAGCCUCUUUUCUUCAGCCUCCGCCAACUCCUGCCUCAUUGUCCCUCUUUAGGGAAAUGUGCCGCCUGAAUAUACAAGAUGAAUGCAGAGCCGAUCCUAAAGUCUCCCAACAAAUGGGCUCAUCAGUAAGUGAAGGCAGCCUUAGGACUAUUUGUGGUGAUAAAGCUGCUCACACCAAAAAGAUUCAAAAUGAAGAUGACCUGGAGGUCAGGGGAAUGGCAGAUGGAGCAUGGACUUUGGAGUCCAGGACAACAGUGUCCUCACCACCCCUGUCCCUUUCCUUGACCUCACCUUAUUACCUGCACUCUGCUUCCCUGUCACAAGCCUCCCAAUUUUAUCACACUGACACUACCAGUGAUCACGCCAUGUCCUAUUAUGAGGGUUCCGUAAACAUCUCGAAUCCCUUAUGCAUAAAUUCCACUUUUGACUGCAGCAAACACGACUAUACUGACUCCCUGUACUCCGCCGGCCCGGAAAACAAUACAUUUUUGUUCUGUAAACAAGAAAAUGGUCUCAGUGGUGGCAUGGAUUCUCAGUAUCACCACUGUUAUCAUGCUGACAGCUUUCUAGAUUCUUUAUACGUCUGUGGGCAUGAGCCUGGUAGUGCAAAAAACAGCUUCUGCCCUGUGUAUAACAAUGAAGUUGAUUCAAUCAGAAAUGACGGUUCACUCUACAGUGAUAGUAGAUACUUAGGAAACCCCCUGAAGCUGUUCACUGACCCUGAACCACCGACUGACAUUAACACACUCACUGAAGGAGACAUAACACCUUACAAAAACAUCGACAUGCAGACUUACAUAACAAUGCGAAACCUUAAAAAUAAGAGCAAUGCGAAAAAAUCCACUUAUAAAGAUGCCGACUCGCUUUUUGAGUUGAACUCGGGCAACAUUAAUGAUUCAAAACCGUCUAACAAUCCAUUUUUUGACAGUGGUGAACCCACAAAACAGGACAAACUUGUAUCUUUCCCUGCCUACUACCUUUAUAACCCUAAAAACUGUCCCUUGCAUAAAGGCGCCCCACCACGGCUUUCCCCCGUAGGUGCGAUCUCUCCUCCCCACAGGUCCGGGCCUCCAGUUCCAGGCACAGAUGUUGCCCGUCUCUGUUCACCCCUUUUCCCUCGCAGUCACACCAUUCCCGCCCUCGCUGCUCCCCUUUAUUACCCUUAUCUGUACACCCCCCCUGUUGAAGCUCCUGUGCGGGAGCCACCGGUCCCCAUACUUCACUCUCUGCAGAGUCCACCACCGCUCACUUUCACUGUCCGCAGCUUUUCUUUUGCCGGAUCUGAGCAGAAGAAUGGGGCCUGGAUGGGAGAGGAUGUGAGGUCCUCAAUGAGUGCUGAAGGGCUGUCUUCUGUAUGCCUGCUAGAAAAGAAAACUCUUGUCAAUUCAGUCAGUGUGGCAGUGGAGGCCAUUUUGGCUCAGUUCAGUUCAUCCAGGACUGUUGUUCAGAAGUUUCACUCAGUAGAUAAGAGCCUUUCUGGAGACAGCAGUGUAAAUCCCUCUCUUGGUCGUCUGGUACUGCAGUGCCUUUGCCCAGCCCUGCGCAGCCUGCUCUGUGAUGGACUCAAGCCCCACCAGAGUGACCUCAUUGCAGGCAGAAGGCCAAAUUCACCCUGGGGUUUGGUUCAGGCCUCCACCAAACCAGGCCCGAGCACACAGGCUUUGCACAGCCUUCAGACUAAAGUAGCAGGUCUUCAUCAGCUAAGGCAGAGCAGGCACAGAUUCAACGCCUUCCUGUUUGGCCUUCUCAAUAUCAAGCUUUUGGAUUAUUGGCUUUCCCAUCUGCAGUCUUGCAGCGAUGUGCUGGAAACUUUUUAUCGGCCUACUUCCUUCAUGCGUCUGUCACUCACUUCUUGUCAGUCUCUUUUUGAGGAGCUUCUUCUCCUGCUCCAGCCUCUUUCUCUGCUGACCUUCAACCUGGACCUGCUGUUUCAGCAUCAUCACCUAGACCCUUCUUCUCCAACUCUCACCCCAGCCAGCCACACGUCUGACAUAUGCAGCCCACCAAAUGAAGACUUCAGCUUCCACCUGUCACCCAAGGGCCUUUUCCAUGGAGGUGUCCAUCGUACUGGAAGCAUCUUAGAGCAAGACCACAGUUUGAGUUUGGACACCAACCCUAAUUCGUUUUUUUCGAGUCAUGUUCUUGAUGUGUCAGCAUAUCGCAAUCCAAUUUCUCUGUCAUCAGGCAUCAACAAAGAGGAAGCUGAUCCGCCAUUAUCAUGGUUUAACGGGAAUGAGAUCUCUGCACCUCUUAAUGCUGGAAGUCUUUCCCAGCAAGCGGGCCAGGCUCUUCAGCAAGGCUGGGGGGCAGUCAUGCGCUUGGGGGAGCGUUUAGGGCAGAACUUUGGUUUGGCCACCACUACAGAGAAUGCGAAUGGUCCUUACUCACCAGAUAAUUCCAAGACAGGCUACUCAGCAACACCAAGAAGCCCAGUUGAAAACAGGCAACAACCUAGAGAGGAUCUUUCCCUGUGGGAUAGUGGAGCUGCUAUUCCUUGGGGUCUUGGACGGCUCUUUGGUGCUUCUAAGAGCCCCAACAACCCACCGACCACCAGGCGCCCAUCUCAGUGGCUCUCCCCUGGUGUAUCCGUCCUUUCCCGGAUAGUGAAUCUUAGCCAGGGUUCUCCACCUGAGAAAAGAGAGCUUCAGAGAAGCAAUGAUAAAGAGCAAGAUGAGAAUGAAAAUAUUAAUGAACCAAGAGAUCAGCCAAAGCCCCUAAGGGUGGUCAGAACUCUGUGUGAUCACACUGGCACUGGGGCCGAGCUCAGCUUCAGGAAGGGAGAGGAGCUUGUUCUGUUGGGGGGUGUCGACCACGACUGGAUUCGAUGUCGCCAAGGUCACCGAGAGGGCCUUGUUCCCAUUGGUUAUGCUUCACUUAUCAUGUGACUUAUCUUUAUUCUGCCUGUAUGUUUGUGUGAAAGAAUAUCAGGGGAUCACAUAUACGGAAAACAAGACCAUAUAUAGACGUAGGUAUUAGUAGCCGUGUUUAAUGUUUCUCUUUGACCCUCAUUGCCUGGUUUGUGAAGUCUGGAAUAUUUUCUGUGAUAUAUAAAUAUAUAUAUAUAGGAAAUAACUCGCUAUGAAUUACUGUAUAAAUCUUAAAUAUAUAUUUAGAUUUUACAAAGAUAGAUAGACAGAUAAACAAGAAAUAGAAAUGGCUAAUACUUAAGAGUCAAGUUUAACAUGAAAUAAAAUCAUCAUAUUGUAUUUAUUAUUAGGUGUUCUGCCAUACAAAAAACCCGGCUUGGCCAGAAAUGCACUUAAAAGCUCACUGAAAAGUUAUAGAAGAAACUGUAUAUUCAUAAAAGCAUUUCAUUAUAAUUUUAAGUUCAAUAAAACAACCAAUAUGAAUAUGCAAAUGCUUUUUUUACAUCUGUAAAACCCCUUAAAUUUCUUGUCCUAUCAUCAGCCCAGUGAUGUGUGGUAAAGAUAAGCAUGACUUUAUUAGUGCAAAGGCAUGAGUUUUGGGGCUGCGUUAGCAAAUAAAUGGAAUAUUUAUUCAAGAUAACUGAUAAAACAAUUAAUAUUUUGGAUUUUUUUAUUAUAAUCAAGCUAUUUAAAAAGGGUUUAUUGAUUAAUCAAUCUAUAAACUAAUUGCUUGACCAUUUAUUCCUCAAAAGAUGUAUACUUCUGAAUUAUACACCAAAAAUGAAUACAUGAGUUUUUGGUGUUGCCUGAAGAUUUCUUAAUAUACACCCCUUUAUUACCUCACUUCCCCGAAAAAAAGAAAGUUCCUCUUUAAAUACCGUUAUUAAUAGUCUCUUAUUGUUAUUAUUGUAACUCUCAAUGGUAACAGUCAAAUAUAUUAGCGUGAUAGUGUGUAGAUGAUUCUUUUAUAUUUCUUACUGUGUGAUGGCUAGUGUGGUAAGAUCUGUAUCACCAUGAGCUUGAUAGUGACUAUGCAUAUUCUGUUCUGUACUGUUUAUGAGGCUUGUUGCUGGGGAAAACGUAUAUAUGAUUGAAAGAAUUAAUGAUUUUCUUUUGAAUAGAUAUUCUGCAUCAGUAUACUGCUUUGUCGGAGGGUUUACAUGCUAAACCUGCAUGUGUGUGUGUGUAGCAAAUGUCAGGUAAUCAUCAAUAAAACUUUAUAAGCACUGAUACACUCAGCUAAACUACUAAUGCUAAAGAUAUAAGCCAUGAUUUUGGUGGCUGCAGAUGGAAAGGUGAUUUAAAGUGCCCCUUUUAUGCUUUCUUUUGGUCUCUUGAGGUGUGUCCCAAAUUGCAUAACUAUCCACUAUCCUAAGUCACUUCGUAGCAUAAAUAGAGCAUUCACACUGUAAUAAGUGCACUCAAAAGGACUGGAUGAUGCACAUAUUGAACCGAUUAAAAAAGUGUGGAAUGUUGAAUAUUUCAUGCACUCAGCGGCUGCAGAUUUGCUCAUGUAGCGGAAAAGGAGGAGCUAUCUGACGCUGAGGUCCCAUUGGUGAAUGGCUGUACUCAUGAUAGGAGCUAUUUGGUAGUUUGGUCAUUUAUAUCACUACUUUCAGCAACCGUUAAAAGUUGAAACAAUGAUGAUCCAUUUAGGAUGACCUUAAACUCAUAGCUUACACUACACGGUUGAGUUAAUAGCAUAUAGUGUGUAAUUUGGGUAACAGCUUUUGUUUACAUCUAUUCAUGUUUAUAUAGUUCAUUCAAGAAAACAGUCCACAUUUUUUAUAAGCCUUCUCUUUCUAAUUGGUCAAAUGAACCACUCUGCUAUGAUUGGUCGAAUGUUUGCUGUUUAGUUAACAUAUCUGAAUUAGAACUUCUGAUUAAAUUAUUUAUUAUAUCAA